ACGGCCUAUAUGGUAAUAUUGAAUUUUACGAUUCGAUUUUCACAAUAGAUAUAUUGAACGAAGGCUGACCGUAAGCAACGUGUAAUUAUCAUGUUAUAAUGGCUAAUGGUCGCAAUAAAAAUAUGCCGUCUCGCGUCAUUUGUUAAAUAACAAUAAUUUUUUUUUUCUUUCGUAACAGUACAUUGUAAAAAAUUUCAACUCUAAAAGUCUAUAUCAUUCGCGUGUUAAUUUACUCACUCCGUACGUGCGCGUGUGUUACAAUAAUCCAUCAAAGUAUAUAUAUAUUUAAUUAUUAUAAUAUUUUUAAUAAUACGUAUAGUUCAACAUGCGGGUCUUGAUCAUUUUCGCGUUGAUUAUUGAACACGUUUUUGGUAUAAAUCCGCUGAUCAGUGUGCACCAGGGCCAGUUGAAAGGCAAACAAUAUUUGUCAAGAAGCGGACGGAAUUUUUUCGCUUUCCAAGGUAUACCGUACGCCAAACCACCGGUUGGAAAUCUCCGGUUCGAGGCUCCUGAACCGGCCGGUCCCUGGAAAGGGACGCUGAACGCCACGUCCGAACCGUCCAUGUGCAUCCAAAAGAAUCUGUUCAUGUACCAGACAUCCGACGUGCUACUCGGCAGCGAGGAUUGUCUGUAUUUGAACGUUUACACGCCCACGCUGCCUAAAAUAGGUGUAAAAAAUUUACCCGUCAUGGUGUGGAUUCCCGGAGGAGGUUUCAGCUCGGGUCACGGUGGUAUGCGGCUUUACGGUCCUAAGUACCUGAUGGACAAGGACGUUGUUUUGGUCACAAUUAAUUACAGGAUCGGCAUUUUGGGAUUUUUGAGUGUUGAAGAUGACGUCUUGCCGGGAAAUUAUGGUUUGAAAGACCAAGUCCUGGCAUUGCGUUGGGUCCAAGAAAAUAUCGCCAAUUUCGGGGGCGAUAACAAACAGGUCACGUUGUUCGGAGAAAGUGCAGGUGGCGUGAGUGUAGGACUUCAUUUAUUAUCGCCAUUGAGUAAAGGAUUAUUUCAUAAAGCGAUUUUACAAAGUGGUAGUCCUUUAUGUUUGUGGGCUGUAUUGUCACCGGGCUUAGCUAAACGACGGGCCCAAGCUGUCGCCACAAUUUCAGGCUGUCCUUCCGAGUCAAAAGAAAUGAUUGAUUGUUUAAGACGUUUACCAGCAGAAAUAUUUGUUCAGUUACAGAGGAAUUUUUUCGAAUGGCAAAUGCAUCCGUCAGUCACUUUUGCGGCAGUCGUCGAAAAGUGUCGCAAAAAUAAAAAUUCAUUUUUGUGCGAUUAUCCUAUGAAAUAUUAUAAGCAAGAAUCACUCGUACCUACUAUAAUCGGACUGAAUUCAGGGGAAGGUGGAUUUUUCGUAUCUCGUUUGUACAACGAAAGCGGUCUGAUCUAUCCAGAUGUGAAAGACAACUUCAAAAGAGUGAUGCCUGUAAUGCUGCAAUAUCACUUUACGGCUUCGUACAAGGACGUCGACAUUAUCAGCGACAGUCUGAAAGAGCAUUACUUCCCGGAGGGCACGUCGAUAGAAGAAAAUCCGAUGAAAAUGGUCGAUAUGGUCACUGGUGGUAUAUUUAUGAAAGGAGUCAUCGACAUGGCUCGAAACAUAAUGUCACCCGUGUACUUCUACGUGUACGAUUAUGUGAACAAGAACUCGCUGAACUCGUUCUUCGGACCGUGUACAAAACAUUUAGGCGUUACACACGGCGAUGAAAUGACCAACCUAUUUGAUUUCGUAGGAAUGCGGUUAAACGAACACGACAGAAAUGUUUCCAGGCUUAUGGUGGAUAUAUGGACGAAUUUCGCUAGCUCCGUGAAGGUGACUAUAGACGGAACAAGUACGGGAGUUCUGUGGCCAAGAUAUAACAAAGACGAAAUGGAAUAUUUAUUGAUUAAAUCAGCUACACCAAUACUAUCCAAGAAACCGUUCCUGGAUGAGUAUAAAUUUUGGAGUGAACUGCCGCUGAUGUCUAACGUCAAUAUUCGGAAACUUUCCAAAACAGAACUAUGAUUGAGCAAACGUUGACAUUUUAAAGUACAUUUUACUAUAAUCAUCGAAUCGCGUUUGUGUUUAUAAAUCGGUUAAGUUUUUAAAAGUGUUUUAAGUUUAAAUUAUUUUUAACAAUAAUAAAUACAAUAAACCUAUGUUAACGAAUAGUAAUAGCAAUAGCAUGGACUUCGGAAGUACAAUUGUUAAAAACCGAUUCUCUCUUUUCGUCUAAAAAUAUAAAAUGAAGUCAAUAUAAUUGAUCUUAUAAAACUAUUUUCAGGUAUACUAAU
Molecule: messenger RNA, 2271 nt
Organism: Sipha flava (yellow sugarcane aphid)
Lineage: Eukaryota; Metazoa; Arthropoda; Insecta; Hemiptera; Aphididae
Product: esterase FE4-like
Exons: 9
Coding region: 326-2002 (558 amino acids)
Source: RefSeq, a predicted model, not a curated record